This is a messenger RNA of Staurois parvus, 307 nucleotides long. The record is from the annotation of a GenBank genome assembly. Lineage: Eukaryota; Metazoa; Chordata; Amphibia; Anura; Ranidae.
AAGCAAUCAUUUCCUUUCUCUGGCUGCAUUCUUGCAGCCAUUGAGAACUACUGUGUAAGCUGUGAUUGGUCACAGCUUGUCACAUGGUACAAGGCUGUUGUGAAUAGCCUUGUACCAUGUGACCUCUGUGAUCAUUCACAGAUGUCACACGUAGUAAGCAAUGAUGUCGAAGUGACAUCUUGCUUACUACUCUGCAUGUGAUUACUGAUUAGCCAAGCAGUGAUCACAUGAUCGGGACCUCGCACAGAGGUCCCGUAUAACGUCCCAGGGAGUGCGCACAGUCCAUAAUGGCGGGCACCGUUUAUGA